CACAGCAGCAUCAAGGCUCUACUGCUGGAAAUGGAAUAUUAUCAUCAUUUCUCCUCCGUCCCCUUAAUCCCACUGAUUACUACACUAAUCAUAUUGGGAUCGAUAUCAGUAGCACUAAUAAUCCGAAACAAAUCAGCCGCAACUACCAGAUCCGGGCACUUGGUGGGGAAAUUACCACCAGGCCCACGGAAGCUGCCGGUGAUCGGAAACCUCCACCAACUGAUCGGCAAACUUCCCCACCACCGGCUGCGGGAACUGGCCCACAAACACGGCCCACACGUGAUGCACCUCCAGCUGGGCGAGCUCUCCUAUGUCGUGAUUUCAAGUCCCGAAGCCGCCGCACAAGUGAUGAAAGCCCACGACCUCAGCUUUGCGACGCGGCCGUGGCUCCUGCUCGCCGACGUCGUAUUCUACGGCGCCAAGGACGUCGGCCUUGCGCCGUACGGCUCCUACUGGCGGCAGAUGCGCAAGAUCUGCGUGGUCGAGCUGCUGAGCUCCAAGAGAGUUCUCUCUCUCCGCCCCGUCAGGGAAUCCGAAGCCUCCAAGCUCGUUGCCGCCAUCAGCGCCACAGGAUGCGCCGGCGCCGGCGUUGACGUCGGCAAGAUUUUGCGGUCGUCGACGAGUAGCCUUGUUUUCAGGGCGGCGUUCGGGAUGGCGGCGAAUGAUACGGAAGCGAAGUUCACGGAGAUCAUUUCCGGGGUUUCGGAUGCUCUGGACGGUUUCACAGUAUCGGAUCUGUUCCCUUCGGUCAAGUCCCUUCCGGCGUUGACCGGGUAUCGAUCGCGCCUUACCAACUUGCAUCUAGCGGCUGAUGGGAUUCUUGACGACAUCAUCAACCAACACAAAUCCCGACGCCGAAACAGUAGUAGUGAGCCUGCAGCUCAACAUAAUAAUUAUUCCGACGAUCUUGUUGAUGUUCUUCUUAAUCUUCAGGAAAACGGAAGUGAAUUGGAUUCGCCGUUGACCAUCGAAGCCAUCAAAGCGGUCAUUUUGGACAUGUUUCUUGCUGGUACCGAAACAACCUCAACAACAAUAGAGUGGGCGAUGUCUGAAUUGAUGAGACAUCCAAGUGUGAUGCAAAGAGCACAAGAUGAGGUGAGACGAACCUUUUGCGGUAAAAUAUAUGUCAACGAGGAGGGUCUUCAUAAUCUCACUUACUUGGAUUUGGUUAUUCAAGAGAGUUUAAGGUUGCACCCUGCGAUCCCUUUACUUCUCCCUAGAGAAGCCCGAGAGAGGGUGGAGAUCCUUGGUUAUGAGAUUCCUUCCCAAACUAAAGUUAUCAUUAAUGCAUGGGCCAUCGGGCGAGAUCCCCGUUGUUGGAGGGAAGCUGAUAAGUUCAUUCCUGAAAGAUUCCUUGAUCGCCCGAGUGAUUAUAAUGGAAAUAAUUUGGAAUUCAUCCCUUUUGGUUCCGGAAGGAGGAUGUGUCCUGGAAUGUCAUUUGGAUUGGCUACAGUGAAACUAAUGUUGACGAAUCUACUUUAUCAUUUUGAUUGGAAACUCCCUAGCGGAAUUACUCAUGAGAGUCUUGAUAUGACUGAGUGUACCGGUGCCGGGCUCAAAAGAUACCAUAGUCUGCACUUGAUUCCAGUAGCAUAUGAUGAAAUGCUGUGAGAGGAUGGCAAGGCCAAAAGACACUACUUGGAAGAGACAGAUUGAUGUUCAUCGUCCUCAUUUCUAUGUUCUUUCUUCAAUGCUUAUGAUUAAAAUUUUAAUUAGUAU
Molecule: messenger RNA, 1719 nt
Organism: Linum trigynum
Lineage: Eukaryota; Viridiplantae; Streptophyta; Magnoliopsida; Malpighiales; Linaceae
Source: the annotation of a GenBank genome assembly